This is a messenger RNA of Gadus morhua (Atlantic cod), 1879 nucleotides long. RefSeq lists its product as uncharacterized. The coding region runs from base 298 to 1212 and encodes 304 amino acids. Gene Ontology annotation, biological process: negative regulation of Notch signaling pathway; positive regulation of neuron differentiation. Gene Ontology annotation, cellular component: nucleus. Gene Ontology annotation, molecular function: transcription corepressor activity; DNA binding. NCBI's taxonomy places the organism in Eukaryota, Metazoa, Chordata, Actinopteri, Gadiformes, Gadidae. The transcript has 6 exons. The record is from RefSeq and is a predicted model, not a curated record.
AGUGUUCCGUACAUAAUUGGAAAACGGAAAAUCACAGUACACAUACACGUUAUAUACAUUAGCAACGUAUGCAGUCAUCUAUAAACACAUUAUACAUAAUUUACUUGUAUUUAACGUGAAGAUUUUAUUACGCACAAUACAAAAUCUAACUAAUACCAUGCCGAGGUCUAUGUACUGCACUACUGCAGUACUACCACUUCCUUUACUACGCAGUAUUUCCAUGUACUGCGUGUCUUUUGUUCCUCAACGCUUAUCUCUACUUAGCACCUCGAAGUCCAACCGAUUUGCCAGGAGUGUAUGCUCAUGCCACCCAAGAGGGAGACUGUUGCGGCCACCAACCCAACGCCAGUCAAGAUGAUGAAGAUCGCCACGGACGCUCAGGACUUUGUGUGUGACCCGCUGGAGGACAAGUACAGAUUUUCGGAAUCCCCCAGCUACUCACCUUUCGCUCAUCAAGAGAGCGUACCUGCCGCUUUUGAGGAGGAAGAUGGAAGUCCAGGGAUUCGAACCGACACGAUUAGUCUCCUCAUGAAAAUAGAGCAGCUACAAGCACAGCUCAAAUAUGAACGCAGAUGUCGGAUUCUGGCCGAAAGGGAAUUGAGAGAACUAAAAGAGAUGAACGGCCUUAUGCUCCAGAUGAGACAUACGGCACAUGAGCUGCGGGCCACACUGGACCAGGUCCGUCAAGGGACCAGCGAUGCUGUUUCAUCACAGGGCCUGGCAGAAGAAGAAAUCUCCUUGGUUACAGACCCAGAGGGAGAAAUGAGAAUACCGUACCACAUAGCUGAGGAGGACAGUAACUUCCUAUACCUCUCGGAGAGCCUGAGGGUGCCCAGGAACCUUUACGAGCGCAUCUCGGAGAUCUCCGACUUCCGGAAGUACACGUCGGCGCUGCUGAUGAUGCUGUUCGACAGGGAGACCUUGGCCACGCACUCGCUGCAGGGCCGGCGCACCAACGUCACCGGGGACGAGUGUCAGAAGCCCCAACUGCCCCCGGAGAUCCUUAGCAGUAUUAUCGAUCACGUUGGGGUCAAGUUCGCCGUGGACGGUAGCCAGAUUAAGACAGCAAUCCGAACGAAACUGAACAAUGAGGACAAAUUAUUGAAAAAGAGGAUGGGGAUUAAUAAACAACAAAAUGUGUUCGCUCCAAGCUCUAGCUUUGAGCACAACUCUGAACAGAAUGCCGAGGGGCAAAGCACUGAAAAUGAUUAAUCCCUCCAUAUUGAUAGGUCUAUUUUUUUGUGUCUUGUUCACAAGUAUUAAAUAGCAGAUAGCUAUGUAAGUAGAUGGUUUUUUGAUGGAUGCAUUUAGAAUUGAAAUAAUGGUAUUUAAUUAAUGUUUAGAUUAUAGUUCUUUAUAUAUUGAAUUUACAACUAAUUAUACAAUGUUAAAAUUGACAUGCUGUUAUUUUUAAGAAGGUUUCUGGUUGGAGGCCUGCUGGUCUGCAGACCAAAACCACCAUAGAUAUUGCAUUCGUUAGAACAACGUUAAAAUGCAGUUUUUGAAAUGAACUAUUUUUCCUAGCUAUGGGAAAAUGUAAACUCAUCAAUGGUACUGUAAUGGACAUCACUGUGGACAGAGUAUUUAGUAGUUUUGAUUAUUGCUAGAUUUUAUCUACUCAAUACAAUAAAUUAUCAGUCAAGUUUAUGUAACUUAUAGAAAUGUGAUAAACAAUAGAGGGCUAUCUAUGUUUUCUAGCCACAUGGGCAUUGCAUAUAGACGGGUAGUACUGUGUUGCUGGAACGAUUAAAUGUCGGUACAAAUAAUGUGUUUGGAAAUGUGUUUUGGUGCUUCCUCUGUCACACUGUAUGCACAUUCGGUCUGUCUGGCUAUCUCAAGGUCCAAUAAACAGGUAAUAUAUUUAUAUUCUAUCAACAAA